Messenger RNA from Folsomia candida, 2037 nucleotides. RefSeq names its product protein mesh. The record is from RefSeq and is a predicted model, not a curated record. The transcript is spliced from 13 exons. The coding region runs from base 1 to 2037 and encodes 678 amino acids. NCBI's taxonomy places the organism in Eukaryota, Metazoa, Arthropoda, Collembola, Entomobryomorpha, Isotomidae. Gene Ontology annotation, biological process: cell-matrix adhesion.
AUGGUGGCCCCGCUAUAUUCGGAGUACGAAAUUGGGCCUCAUCCGCCAUCAGAUGGGAAGAAAGCAGGCGUCUAUUUACAGGUGGAGAGAGAUUUGGGAAGGAGAACUGAUCAGGUGGGCGUGGAAUGGCGGGAACGUGCACGAUGGGACGUACAGGAAGGCAUCAUAGGGGCAGAGUCGUUCCAGCCGGAGCAUGUGAUCGUGGCAACGUGGAAAAACGUUUAUUUCGUGGGAGGUUCCACUCAAGGGGAUGAUAUGACGACGACAUUUCAAGCCGUAAUAGUAACGGAUGAAGUCAGGACGUAUGUCAUCUACAAUUACGACCAUAUUGGAACAACACCACUUCAGGAGAUAGGCGGUCAAAGGACAGCUUUUGUCGGAUUCAAUGCCGGGAACGGAUCUGCGGCGUUCGAGUAUGCGCAAACAGACACCAUCAGGAACCUCUUGACCUCUGGGAAUGUGAACGGGUUUCCGGGUCGCUACAUUUUUAGGGUGGACGAAGCCAUUUUGCCUGGCCAAUGUGCGGGAAAUGAUUCCCUAGAGGAAGACAAAAGAAGGUUAUUUGUCGCCCCGGAGAGCGGGAACAUGCUGGGGGGAACAAUUGUAAACGUGACAGGGCCGUGUUUCAACUCAUCGCAGGAGUAUUACUGCAGAUUUCGCGACAAAAAAGUAAAAGCUGUCGUCAUCAAUGGAAACCGGGCAAGCUGUGUGAUGCCGCAAAUUUUCGCGGCUGGUUACAUCAGAGUUUCAUUUGGCGCCGAAGUGAACGGAACCGCCACUAAGGGGGCCGAAUGGCGGGCGAGGUUUUUUGUAGAGUCACCAACAAGAUCGCCUGAGUUGGAAGCGAUUCCGAACAGUGGCUCAUACGAAGUUCAGAACACUUCGAAAUUUAAGAAAUCUGGGGAAGAAUUAUUUGACAAGGCGAGAGUAGCUUUGGUAUCGGUUAGAUUUGCAAAUUUGUCUGAGGGUCACCUAAAUCCGAUUUUGUGGAGUCAUCCCGUCCCGUUGGUCCUAUUUCAAGGAAAUAUUGAAAUUAUUCAGACUAACGCCACCUGCCAGGAAUGGCUAGCGAGAGAAAGGCAUCGUCCAAACUUCACGUUGCAGCUUCCAAUUUGUACUUGCACUUUGACACAAGCACUCAGUGACGUGGGCCGAUUCCUCCCUGACCCAGGGUGCGAUAAAGAUGCCAGAUACUCCAAUUGUGAGCUCAACCAAAAUGUGAAACAUUGUGUCAUUUCGGCAAUUCCGACUGAGUCCGGUGCAGGUCAACAAUGCUGCUACGAUAUAUUCGGUGAUCUUUUGUUGAGCUAUGACUAUGUUUGGGGUGGAAAGCCACGCCGAUCGCAUGCUGACGGCGCGCACCCGUUCAACGAAACUUACAAGGUUCCUGCCUUGUCGCACUAUUUGCACCAUGUCGCCCCGUUUUAUUCGUGUUGCGUCUGGAACUCGGAAAGGAGUCCGGGUUGCUAUGAUUUUCUCGAGGAGGUCAGAGUUUCUCAAAAUUGUGUGGGAUACGAACCACCAGGAUUGGCCACAGUUUUUGGUAGCCUCCACUUCUACACUUUUGACGGAGUUGCGUUCACAUUUAAUCCCAAGGGUGAAUUUGUUCUGCUUAAGAGCAACUUUAGCCAGUUAGAGAUUCAGGGGCGAUUUGAACAGCCCGCCCCUAGAGAGGAUGGCAAAGCGGUAAAUUCUACCAAGCUAACGGUAAUUGCCGCCAGGGAAGGAAACUCUGCUACAGUGGAAGUCCGACUUCGCCCCGAGGAAGCGAGAUGGCGCUACAAACUGGAUGUUCUUGUGAACGGGGAGAAAGUAUUUUUUGAUAGAGAUCCACAAAAAGUGCAACACUUCCCGGGUGUGACCGUGUACACGCCGACCUACGUGCGGAACCAGUCCGUUGUGAUUGUCAUGUUCAAAUCCGGCGCUGGUGUGGAGGUUGUUGAAAAUAAGGGUCAUACUGCGGCUAGAGUCUACCUACCGACGAGUUUUAAGGUGAGCGGGAAUAAUUUAUAUUUUAUGGAAAUAUUUAGAAAUUGA